Molecule: messenger RNA, 2065 nt
Organism: Pantherophis guttatus
Lineage: Eukaryota; Metazoa; Chordata; Lepidosauria; Squamata; Colubridae
Gene: SH2D5
Product: SH2 domain containing 5
Cellular component (GO): postsynaptic density
Source: RefSeq, a predicted model, not a curated record
GCGGGGGCGGAACAGGUGGCCGGCCACGAGCGAUCGCGGAGAGCGGCGGGGCUCCUUUUUUUUUUCCCCCUGGCCGGUGGCCGGGCAGAGCCGCACCAUGAAGAGGCAGCCGACCGGGAGGGGACCGGAGCCGAGAGCCGGCCGGGUCCUGACCAAGCCGGCCGAGUACGUGGGCUCUUUCGCCGUGGAAGACACCGAUCUACCCCGGGCGGGCCAAGCCGUCCAUCAGCGGCUGCAGCUCCUGAAGGACUGUCCGCGGCGGCGCUCCGUCCUCCUGCGCUUCUGCCUGCAGGGCUUGAAGAUGCUCGGACGCGACGGCGAGGCUCCGCUCAUGGCCCACGCCCUCAAGCGCCUCGCCUACAGCACCUGCAGGCCCGCCGAUCGCCAGUUCGCCUUCCUGGCCCGCAACCCGCGAGGAGCUCGGGGCAGCCUCUUCUGCCACCUCUUUGUGGGCAGCCAGCCUGGCGAGGUCCAGGCGCUGCACUACCUCCUCUGCCGCUUCUUCCAGCUGGGCUACCUUCUCCUGCACCCCGAAGAACAGGACUGGUCCUCUUCCGGUGGCUCUGCCCAGCGAGACUCCGGGAAGCACCUGGGCGUCUCUCUGGACAGCCAGGUGGUCUGGGAAUCCCUCAAUCCUGAGGAGGUCUCCCAGAAUGUCAACGCCCUUGUGUCCUUCCGGAGGCUGCCCUGCCCCACAGAAUUCGGGACCUCGGUCAGCGUGAGAGAGAGGCUGGACCUGGAGGAAAGCAGCAGCAGCAGCGUGAGCAGUGCCCGUCCUGGGAACCCCUAUUGCUCCCCAAUUCUGGUGCGCAAGAAGGCCAUUCGCAGCAAGAUUCUACGUUCUGGGGCCUACCGAGGUUGUACCUUUGAGGCGGCCUCUCAGCAAGGCGCCUGGGAAGGAUUUUCCUCCAGCUGCGAUGGCAAAGCGAACCUGCUUCACCUGCCAGAAAACGAGAACGAUCUGAGAGAGAGUGUGUGGUCCUUUGCGGGCAUCAACAGAGAUGCCGGCCUGGCCCUGCUAAGGAAUGACAUGCUGGGGGCUUUUCUUCUGUGGGCUGAGUCAGGAUCCACCCAUCAGUGGUGCCUGGCAGUGAGGACCCGCUGCGGCGUCGUUCCAUAUCAAAUUUACCGCAGCCAGCUAGGAAAGUACUCGGUUGAGCAUUUGAAUAUAGAAUUCCCCAGUAUGGAAGUCUUGUUAGACAAUUACUCCGGGGUUCGUGCAGGCCUGUUCUGCUCCUUGGGUGCAGGAAGAAUCAACCAUUGUUAUGAGGAGCAAGACGAUCCGGUCGAAGAUCUCUGGGGAGAAGAGCGAACUCGCCGGAAGUCCUCAUGGCUGUUUGGGGCCAGUCGGUCUCUGGCUGUGCAGCACGAGGUGGAGGGAUGCUCAGCCGGGUCCUUCUCUUAAGUGUUCCUGCCAUCCGAAGAGGACAGAGACCCUGGUUGGCCCUUCCUGCUCACUCUCGUGGCUUGGUGUCAGGUUUCGAAGUCGUUGCACUUACUCCAAUGCUGACACUUGACUUUGUUGUGGUUCUUUUUGGGUUGUGCGCAGAGGGUACCUCUUCCUCUCGUCGUGUCGUAAUUCAGGGUUUUUUCCUGCCGUGUCUGCCCAGCUGGAGUCAGAAGGCUGAUGCACACAGUUGACUGGGGGGCCCCGCACCCGAUUUAGGGAGUGCCAUGGGGCGUCUUGGGCUGACAGCACAUAUUGACCAAUCAGUUUGGGAGUCAGCUUGGCUGGCCAGGGUGCCAGACUGAGCCUCCCUGCCUUUGCACUCCUGGCCGAUUCUUCUCUGUGCAUUGGGGAGGGGGGGACAAAGGCCUUUGAUCAGGAGCCUGGAUUUCAGCGUGGUCUGUAUAGUGAUGCCCUCAUGCCCUUAUUUAUAGGAAGCUAAAUGUGCCUGUAUGUGAGUAAUUUAUUGGAAACAAGUGUAUUGCUUUCUCCAGGGCUGCUGUGUUCAGUGGUGAAGAUGCAUUGCUUAUAUUUAACAGAUGCAAAACCGUUUGUACAGGGAUGCCCUGCAAUCAUAUAUAUAUAUAUAAAUAGAUAUCUAUAUAUUUGUAUUUCAAA